Molecule: messenger RNA, 737 nt
Organism: Antrostomus carolinensis (chuck-will's-widow)
Lineage: Eukaryota; Metazoa; Chordata; Aves; Caprimulgiformes; Caprimulgidae
Gene: COPS8
Product: COP9 signalosome subunit 8
Exons: 5
Biological process (GO): COP9 signalosome assembly; protein deneddylation
Cellular component (GO): COP9 signalosome
Source: RefSeq, a predicted model, not a curated record
GCAAAUGCUGAACUUGGUGCAGUUUGGUCAGUAGGACAAAGAAUCUGGCAGAGAGACUUCCCAGGAAUCUAUACAACCAUCAGUGCACAUCAGUGGUCUGAGACUAUUCAACCAAUUAUGGAAGCACUUAGAGAUGCCACUAGGAGACGAGCCUUUGGACUGGUUUCUCAGGCAUAUACCUCAAUAGUUGCAGAUGAUUUUGCAGCUUUUGUUGGGCUUCCUGUAGAAGAGGCUGUGAAAGGUGUAUUAGACCAGGGCUGGCAAGCAGACUUUUCAACUCGUAUGGUAAUGCCUAAAAAACCAGGUGUGCUGGAAGCUUCCUUUAACAGAUUUAUUCCUUCAUCAGAACCUGCUCCGGUUCCACCAAUUCCAAAUGAACAGCAGUUGGCCAGAUUGACUGACUAUGUGGCUUUCCUUGAAAAUUGAUUACCCUGCUCCUGUUCUCAGAACAACUUGGGAGUCCUGUGUACUGACAGUUAUAGAAAUAUCUAAGAUUUAUUUUUUUGUAUCUGUUAAAUGUUGCAGUGUCCCCUACUCAAAUGUGUGAAGCAUGUGGUGUAUGUUAGCCCAAGUCAUGUUUUGCCAAAGCCAAGCUAGCAAUUGAAACAAUCCUAUAACUCCAGUAAUGUUUAUUCAGUAGGUACACAGCAGUAUUACAUAGUAAGGGGUUUUUUUUAUUGACUCAUAGCAGAGAGAGGCAGAACUUUUUUCAAGUAUAUUAGGAAUGGAGAAGAAAA